AAAGAAAAAACUGAAUUCAUUUUAAUAACCCCUAUUCUUUUAUUUUUUCAGAAAUUAAAUAAAUGUCAAUAUCAUCAUCGAUUUCAAAUACACCAACACCCUCAAGAAAACCAUGGACCAACAAAGAAGAUGAAUUAUUGCAUGAACUUAGAAAAAAAAACAAUUUAGAUUGGAUUGAGGUGGCAAGAAGAAUAGAUGGAAGAAAUCCAUCUUAAUGUGCUUAGAGAUGGAAAAGAAUUAAAGGAUUUAAAUUAAGAAAACAAUGGACUGAAGAAGAAAAUCAAAAAUUAGUUGACUUAGUUUCUAAAUUUGGUUAUCAUUGGAGUAAAAUUAGUUCUUUUCUUCCAUAAAGAACUGGAAAACAGGUAAGAGAACAUUAUCUUAAUCAAUUACACCCAGAUAUUAAUAAUGAACCAUGGACAAAGGAAGAGGAUGAAAAAAUAAUAGAAUUUUACAAAAAAUUUGGUGGCAAAUGGAGCCAGAUUAGCAAACACUUAAACAAAAGAUCAGAAAAUAGCAUUAAAAAUAGAUUCUACUCAUACUUAAGAAACAAAUAUCUUAACAUUAAAAAUCCAUACUACAUUGUACCAGAAAAAAAAUAAAAGUUAAAUGAAUCUAUAGAUACUGAGGAAAAAUAAGAUAAAUAAGAAAAAUAACUAAUUAAUCCUAUAAAAUAAGAACCUUCAUUUCAAACCAAUUCUUAAUAAGUUCCUAAAGAGUUAAAUAUGCAAUUCUUUAUACCCUUCUAUCAAAAUACAUUGAUUUAAUAUCCUAUGGCUUAUCCUUGUGCUAUGUUAUUCCCAAUUUGUUUGUAUUAGUAAUAAGGAUCGUUAGUCAAUCAGCCUAUGCGAUAUUGAUUUUUAAUUUUAGAUUAUCGAGUUUAUUUUAAAUAUUAUAAAAG
Molecule: messenger RNA, 901 nt
Organism: Paramecium sonneborni
Lineage: Eukaryota; Ciliophora; Oligohymenophorea; Peniculida; Parameciidae
Source: the annotation of a GenBank genome assembly